Molecule: messenger RNA, 5632 nt
Organism: Maylandia zebra (zebra mbuna)
Lineage: Eukaryota; Metazoa; Chordata; Actinopteri; Cichliformes; Cichlidae
Gene: snx33
Product: sorting nexin 33
Biological process (GO): mitotic cell cycle; plasma membrane tubulation; cleavage furrow formation
Cellular component (GO): cytoplasmic vesicle; plasma membrane
Molecular function (GO): phosphatidylinositol binding; protein binding
Source: RefSeq, a predicted model, not a curated record
AAGUUGCCUUCAAUUGUCUGACCGCACGUCAUGGAAAGAGUUACUUUGUUGCCGCUCGCAAAGGAAUAAACUCCAAGAAAUAGCAGCGGCUCGUGGCGUGUGCUGAUACUUAGUGGGUGCGGAUUGUUUUUGGCCGUUUUCUGCUUUUGCUGAAAAAGGAUCGACUGAAGAUGCGCAGGAACCUGUUUACAAAGGAACACGCAGCAAGUUUCAGUGUGAGGGAAUGCGGCGUUUAAAAAUGCACAGGGAUACCAUUACUCAUCCAUCUGUUUUUCCUUCACACCGGGCCACUUUAUCCUGGAAGUAGUCCCAUCACGGAUGGUUUUAAAGCUCGGUAAUGAGACACAAUUGUACAAUAAGUUAACAGCGAGGCUGAAGCCCACUUUGAGAGGAUUUUAAAACGACCGUCGGCGCUUUUGGAGGAGCUCUUCGGUGAAAACACUUUUGGUUUUGAACCUGUUGUGUUUGUGAUGAGAAAGGAGACACGGGGUCCUUCUGUAUUGAGAGGCCUAUUGUGUUACAGAUCUUUUGUAGGUUAAAGUUCUUGUUAGACCUGCUAGUAUAAUGCAAUAAUAGAUCAACAGCCUCAAUGGGCUGAGUAUACUAAUUGUUACCCUAGGCCUGUUUCAGACUUUUUAUUUUUGGCAGAUAGAAGUAAUAGUUUUAUGUAACUUUUGACAAGCUCUGUGUUUAUCUAGUGUCAGAUCAUUAAAUUUACAUAGGUCAUAUUGUGCUGUGGCACACACGAUCGAACAGCUGCGAUGCCAUUUGAUAUGAGUUUAAAUAUUACAGUGAGCUAGUGUCAAAUGUUUCCAAUGUGGCAUGCACCGAGACAGCAGCAUCGAUAUAAUCUAAGCACUAUGUGCAUGUAGAAUUCUCUGGUUUCGCAGCCACGGGAGUAAUCAAAGAUGUCAGUGAAAGCCAAAGCCCUCUAUACUUUUUUAAGCGAAAACAAUGGGGAGAUUAGCAUCCAGGAGAAUGAGGAACUGAUUAUCUUUGACGAGAACUCAGUGGACGGCUGGUUUCAGGGGGAGAACAGCCGAGGAGAGAGGGGUAUCUUCCCUGCAUCUUAUGUGGAAAUUAUACGCAGUCGCUCCAACUCUAAUGUUACCGACUGCUCCAUAAGCCCAGCGGGCUCUUUAGGAAAGGACUUCUCCACUCCAAACACCUCGCUCCAUUAUCCACAGAAUGAUUAUGAUGAUGACGAUUAUGACGACUGGGAUGACUGGGAUGACAGGUCCACUGUUGUGGAUGAUGCUGAUCACACCAGGAAUCCUGGAGCCAAUGGACAUGCCCCUGAGAACCCGAUGACCAACAAUCCCAAUGUGCACUAUCGACCCAAGCUGGCAUCCAGACAAGAUAGCAUCACCAGUUCUAGGAAGGGCAGUAUGGUGGGCAGGAACUUGAACAGAUUUUCCAGCUUUGUCCGCUCAGGGGUAGAGGCAUUUGUGUUGGGUGAUGUCCCAAUGAUGGCAAAGAUAGCUGAGACUUACUCCAUUGACAUGGGUCCCCUAGGGCCCCGGUGGAAGGAGAAUCCAAAGCCUUUCUCCUGCUCCAUUGAGGAUCCCACCAAACAGACAAAGUUCAAGGGCAUCAAGACCUACAUUUCGUACCGGGUGACACCAAGUCAUACAGGGCGUCCCGUCUACAGACGUUACAAACACUUUGACUGGCUGUACAACCGCCUGCUUCACAAGUUCACUGUGAUCUCUGUGCCUCACCUGCCUGAGAAGCAGGCCACGGGGCGAUUCGAGGAAGACUUCAUUGAGAAGCGCAAGAGGCGACUGAUACUGUGGAUGAACCACAUGACCAGUCACCCAGUCCUUUCCCAAUAUGAAGGCUUUGAGCACUUUCUCAUGUGUGCUGAUGACAAGCAGUGGAAAUUGGGCAAGAGAAGGGCGGAGAAGGACGAGAUGGUGGGCGCGCAUUUCAUGCUAACCCUUCAAAUCCCCAAAGAGCACCAGGACCUUCAGGACGUCGAGGAACGAGUCGACAACUUCAAGGCCUUUGCCAGGAAGAUGGACGACAGCGUUAUGCAGCUGACACACGUCGCCUCAGAGCUGGUGCGCAAACACCUGGGUGGAUUCAGGAAAGAGUUCCAGCGUCUUGGAAAUGCCUUCCAGUCUAUCAGCCACGCAUUCACGUUGGACCCUCCCUAUAGGUCAGAUGGACUCAACAAUGCCAUCUCCCAUACUGGCCGCACCUAUGAGAACAUUGGAGAGUUGUUUGCAGAGCAACCUAAGUAUGACCUCUUCCACAUGCUGGAUAAGUUGUCGCUCUAUCAAGGCCUGCUCGCCAACUUCCCCGACAUCAUUCAUCUACAGAAAGGUGCCUUUGCCAAGGUGAAGGAGAGCCAGCGGAUGAGUGAUGAAGGGAAAAUGGACCAGGAUGAGGCUGACGGCAUUAGGAAACGCUGCCGGACUGUGGGCUUUGCCCUCCAAGCGGAAAUGAGCCACUUCCAUCAGCGACGAGAGGUGGACUUCAAAGACAUGAUGCAGGCCUACCUCAGGGAGCAGAUAGCCUUUUACCAGCGUGUUGUCCAGCAACUGGAGCGCACCCUGCGCAUGUACGACUGUCUGUAAAGACACCGGACUGCUUUCUGGGUCAGGAUGUCAAGAGAGAAAAGGGAAUGCGCACACACAGAGUGGAAAAAGGAAAGGGAGAUUCAAGUCUUGACUCUUUCAUCAAUGGUUCAGUUAAAAAAAACAAAACAAAACAUUUGCAGAUGAAUGAAGCGUGGGUUUACUGGAAAGACAUGCAAAGCCAGUCACUCUUUCACUUUGAUAGAUUCAAAGUUUAUGUUUUAUUAUUAUUUUUUGUGUGUUUUCUUUUUAAGACCUACUGUAUCUUUUAUUUCUGAAAUACACAGCACACAGCAUAUUGUUUAUUUGACAUAAUUUAAGGUGUUGGUUACAUUAAAGUAAGAGUAUAGGUUUCAUAUUCAUAGUGGAUCUAUAGUAGAAACGGGUUCUGUUUUUAAAGUCGUCCCUUUUCUCUUGAGUGUUGUGUAGCGUGGCCUCCACCGGUGAUUGAUUGAAGUCACAUCCAGUGUAAAAUGUUUAAACUUUUAGCUGAACUUUCAACAACUUUCAUUAAACUAUCCAGAAUGUCCUCAUCAGUACUUCCUGGCCAAAGAAGUGCACUGUACGCUCAAGAGGAAUUAGCCCUGUCGAUUGCUCGCGUGGCUCAGGCGUUUCAUACUUCACGUUAGUUACUUUAACGAAAAAGACAAAUGGCUGUCUAAACUUUGCACCAUGUGAAAAAUGUACUGAUAACGUGUAAUUUUGUGAGUCCUUUUUUUGUUUUCUCCGUGACGUUUGUGCCUUCAAGGGGGACCGUUGUCUGUCGUCUGCAGUGUGGCUUGUGUUUUACGGGGCGAAUUGUUGGAAUGAGCUCAGUUACGAGAUGAGUUUGCACAUGUUCCUUUUUUUUAUUAUACUGUUAGGUCAUCCUGGGUGUGUAUGUGUUGUGUGGGUUAAGGAAUGUAACGCUGUGCAGAUCAAUUCCCUUGUCCUUGAUGGACAAAACAAUGUUUCUUUAUAUGUAGCAGCAGGUGUAUCUGUAAGUUUCAUAUGAAAAGUGUUCAGGUAGUUUAAGUGGAGCAACUUGUAAUCAUAUAGUUAAAACGAGACCACAUUCCUCCCGUGUAUUACCCGAGUUUUGUGUUCAUAUUAAGCAUUUUACAACACUGAAUGCUCACAAAAUAAUACUUAGUCUCUUUCCUAAAGCCAUAGCAAAGAAAUGCAUUAAUUCACUUCCUUGGCAUUAGUUGGAUGAGGAGAUUAUUAGCACACUGGGCCUUACUGCACUCCCUCAGUUAAGAAAUAUGCAGUUUUAGCUUCUAAGCAAACUUCCAGCUGAUUGGCUGUCCCUAAUAAACAAGAUUUUACCAGCAAGUGGGCGGGGCUUCUACACUCAUAGACGAUUAGUAGUGUGAUACUUUUUUGGUGUCAAUCAAAAUACAGGGCCAAUAUAUUUCCGAUACCAAAUACCUUUAACCCAUAAAGGCAUGAAUUUGCAAAUUUUGAAUACAUUUUAAUUACCACUACCACUACUCUGAUUACUGUGAUUGUAACUACUUUCCACAGUAAUUACUUGAUACAACAAAACACAUCCCUCAUCCUUUCAUGUAUUUUGAAACUUUUUUUUUGAGACCUGAAAUGUUAAUGUUCCUGUCUCUAAAGCGCUUUCGGGUCAACAUCUGUUGUUUAAAUGUGCUUUAGGCUAUAAAUAAAAUAAUCGGGAGCCUGGUAGCCUGGUUUUGUCCCAUUGAUGAUUAAAAUGGAUGUAUACAUUCCCAUAAAUUAAAACUGUUGAAAAACUGAUGUGGAAACAUUCUAGUUACUGAUUUUAUUAGUUGUUUUGUUGUUACCUCUUGAACAGGUAGCCCAUCAAAUUGCCUCCUGUAAAACCAACUUGUCCUUAACCCUUGUUUUUGUACUUAUUAAGCAAACCAGAUGCAAUGUGCUGAAUAUAGAUUAUUGCAGUGCUGGCAGAUUUUCUUUUCUUUAGUAAUAGCUAGGCUAGCUGUUUUCCUUCUUUUCCAGUCUUUGUGCUAAGCUAAACCAGGUGCCAGCUAGAGCUUCUCACGUAACUGACUUGACCAGAGAGUGGAACUGAUCCUCUCAUUCGACCUACAAAUCAAAUACGUGUUUCUUAUUUUCCCAACAUAAAACCGUUACUUCAACAGCAAGUGGCUGUGAGGGCUAGAGGUCCACUUACUCAUCUGGUUUAACAAGAGAACAUUUUCAUGGCAACUUGCGGUUUAGACGAGACUAUCUUUAGCAUUACCUUGAGGGAAUGUUUUCUGACUCUGCUUUGGGAUUGAACAGGGGUCGAUCUAGCGGUGGUGUGUUUGGGUGACAAGUGGAAUGAAUUCAUUUUUCGUGAAAAUCUGCUGCAAAUUUCAGUCUUUUAGAAUCUUAUGAGUGUCCUGUAACAAAAACAAAAAAACAUGCUGACUCGGCAUGCAGGUUUCCCGGCAAACGAAUGCUCUGGUGUGUGUGUGUGUGUGUCUGUGUGUGUGUGUGUGUGACUCAGAUACCGGUACUUUUCAGUCCACAACUGCAGCCUUCGACUGCCUGUUGUUGUCUAAUUUUGAACAAAUUUUUGCGUUUCAUACGUAAAUUGUAUUUUCUUUUCUUUAUUAUUAUUUUUUUUUAAAUUUCUGUCAGAAUCUACACUCAUGACAGACCAAAGAUGUGUUAGAUUUUUCUACUGGGGCACUCGGUUUUGUUGUGAAAUGAUAAAUGCUCUCUGGUUUUCUUAUUCAGUCUGUUUCAAAUAUUUGGAAAGACCAAAAAAAAAAAAAACAAAGCAAAAGAGAAACAUUCCACAAAGAAAUGAUCGUGGACACCAAAAGGUUGGUGCAGGAUUUGGGGAAUACAAAGACAUGUAAGGCAAAAAAAAAAGAAGACCUCUUUAUGUUCCAAAGCUGCACGAUAAGUUAAGUGAAAGACAUUUCGCACAGAUGACUGUUUCUUAAUACGGAUGUUUGACUUUGUGAGUUGUAGGAGCUCUGUGCUUUAGCUUCUUCCUCUGAAAUACCAGAUGGUGAUUUUUCAGUAAGGAAUGUGUCACUUGAUUAAGGGGAAGAGGACGUAUAAAUCUUAAUAAAAAGUCAUGAUGGUAA